AUGGCUCCAUCCAGAACACCACGCGUCGCCCUAGUAGGUUGUGGCCCAUGGGGCAGGAAUCUUGCCCGCAGUUUUGCUCAGUGGGGAGCACUUGAUACCAUUGUCGAUGCUGUGCCGGAGCAGGCAAUCCAAUUAGCAGAAUAUAUAGCAAAUCAGGGAUUUCAUCAACCAACCAUCUCCAGCUGGGAGGAAGUACUCAAAAACACCCAUAUUGAUGCAAUCGCGCUUGCAACACCAGCACCAAAGCACGCUGACAUGGCGUUUACAUGUUUGGCAGCUGGCAAACACGUCUUCAUCGAAAAGCCUUUCGCUCUGUCAGUCGAGGAUGGAAAUCGCGUUAUCCAAAAAGCAGCAGAAACGGGAAACAAAAUUGUCAUGAUUGGCCACCUCUUCCAAUAUCACCCUGCUUUCAUCAAACUCAAAGACAUGGUACGAAAAGGACGACUCGGUGUCAUCCAGCACAUACAUUCCCGUCGACUCAACUUUGGUCGCGUUCGUGAGGAGGAAAACGCUUUUUGGAACCUUGGUGUGCACGACUUAUCCAUGAUUCUCACACUAGCAAAUCAAUCCCCCGAUAUCGUCACGGUUCAGGGGUUCCAUCAUCUUCGCCAAAACAUCGCAGACGUCGCCUCUGUAGCCUUAUCGUGGUCAUCUGGGCUUCAAGCGCAUAUUCACGUUUCGUGGUUGUAUCCACAAAAAGAAAGAAAGAUGAUAGUCGUGGGAGAUAUCGCAACCGCGGUUUUCGACGAUUGCGAACCAUGGGAGACCAAGCUUCGCGUUUUUAACAACAGUUUCCAGCAUAUCGAUGGUGUUCUACAAGCUUUGAAGGGUGGUUGGGAGGCGAUACUUCUCCAAGUUCAAAAGCCACUCGAUGCCGAAUGUCGAGAAUUUCUUGACUGCGUGGAAAGCGGACGUCGCCCUAUCACCAGUACGCUUGAGGCGCUACCUGUUGUUGAAGUUUUAGGUCGAAUAGAAGCUGAGAUCCAGAAAAACCGAUUUGACAGCCACCCCGUUGUGAACGAAGCGGUAGAGAUCGACUAUCAGAUGCCCUCAGAUCAACGGCAUGAUAGCAUCACUGAAACGACGGAGCAAGGCGAAGUUGACAAUCUACCCGCCGAAGAUCAGGUUGAUGAGAAAGUGAACAGGGUAGGUCAACACUGCGAGAGCAGUAUACCACUGCUUGACCUCGCGACUCAAACAGAGAAACUUCAGGAAAAGCUAGACAACAGGAUAGCGAGGGUAUUUCAACAUGGAAAGUUUGUCCUCGGGCCCGAAGUCCAAGAGCUGGAGUCCAAGUUAUCCGAUUUCACCGGCGCCGCUCAUGUCGUCACCUGCGGAAGUGGGACAGGUGCUCUAACAUUAUCACUGCUCGCUCUAGGUAUACAACCAGGGGAUGCCGUACUUGUUCCAGAUCUGUCUUUUGUCGCCACCGUGGAACCGGUGGUAUUGCUUGGUGGGAUCCCCGUGUUCGUGGAUGUUGAGCCGCAACACUUGACAAUCAAUGCGACGCUGAUCGAUGCAGGUGUCAUGGCUGCUAAGAAGGCAGGACAUCGAGCAGUCGGUAUCAUUGCAGUCGAUCUUUAUGGACACCCUGCCGACUAUGACGCAUUAAAUGAAGCUGCAAGUCGUCACAACCUGUGGAUCAUUGGUGAUGCAGCACAAAGCUUUGGUGGAAGCCUUAAUGGGCGCCGUGUUGGUACGCUCACCCAAGUGACCACGACGAGUUUCUUUCCCUCGAAACCGCUUGGAUGUUAUGGCGACGGUGGCGCCAUAUUCACAGAGGAUAGAGACUUUGCGCAUAUUUUGAAAUCCCUACGUCAGCACGGUCUUGAUGAAACAAAGUCGAAUGGCUUACGCAUUGGAUUGAACAGUCGACUCGACACGAUCCAGGCAGCCAUACUCCUUUGCAAGCUGGAUCUGUUAUCCGAAGAGAGGAAAAACAAAGAGAAAGUCGCGUCGCGAUACUCAUCUUUAUUGCAGAGCGUGGUUGAAGUGCCUACUACACGUCCAGGCACGCAUUCUGCUUGGGCUGCGUAUACAAUACGGUCGAAACAUCGUGACACAGUCAAACAACAUCUUCGAGACCAUGGCAUCGCCUACGCAAUUUACUAUUCCAUACCUUUCCACAAGCAGGAUGUGUAUCAGCGAUUUCCAGUGAUCGAAGGGUCUUGUCCUGUCACUGAGCGUGUUUGCGAAGAGAUCAUUAGUCUCCCGGUAGGUCCUUAUCUAAGCUCUACUACACAGACACGUAUAGUAGAAACUAUACGCAAGGCCUUAGGCUGA
This is a messenger RNA of Alternaria arborescens, 2283 nucleotides long. RefSeq lists its product as hypothetical. Gene Ontology annotation, biological process: polysaccharide biosynthetic process. Gene Ontology annotation, molecular function: transaminase activity; pyridoxal phosphate binding; nucleotide binding. NCBI's taxonomy places the organism in Eukaryota, Fungi, Ascomycota, Dothideomycetes, Pleosporales, Pleosporaceae. Bases 1 to 2283 code for a protein of 760 amino acids. The transcript has a single exon. The record is from RefSeq and is a predicted model, not a curated record.